CGCCCGCCCGCCCGCCCGCGCCGACCCCGGGGCGCGGCCAUGGAGGUGGUGGGCGACUUCGAGUACAGCAAGCGGGACCUCGUGGGACACGGGGCCUUCGCUGUGGUCUUCCGGGGGCGGCACCGCCAGAAAACUGAUUGGGAGGUAGCUAUUAAAAGUAUUAAUAAAAAGAACUUGUCAAAAUCGCAAAUACUGCUUGGGAAGGAAAUUAAAAUCUUAAAGGAACUUCAGCAUGAAAACAUUGUAGCGCUCUAUGAUGUUCAGGAAUUACCCAACUCUGUCUUUCUGGUGAUGGAGUAUUGCAAUGGUGGAGACCUGGCAGAUUAUUUGCAAGCUAAAGGCACUCUCAGUGAAGACACCAUCAGAGUCUUUCUGCAUCAGAUUGCAGCCGCCAUGCGGAUCCUGCACACCAAGGGGAUCAUCCACAGGGAUCUCAAGCCCCAGAACAUCCUGCUGUCCUAUGCCAACCGUAGGAAGGCCACUGUCAGUGGUAUUCGCAUCAAAAUAGCGGAUUUUGGUUUUGCUCGUUACCUACAUAGUAACAUGAUGGCUGCAACGCUGUGUGGGUCUCCAAUGUACAUGGCUCCUGAGGUUAUUAUGUCUCAACAUUAUGAUGCCAAGGCCGACCUGUGGAGCAUAGGGACAGUGAUAUAUCAGUGCCUUGUUGGAAAACCACCUUUUCAGGCUAAUAGUCCUCAAGACCUACGGAUGCUUUAUGAGAAAAACAGAAACCUAACGCCUAGCAUUCCCAGAGAAACAUCACCUUAUUUGGCUAAUCUCCUUUUGGGUUUGCUUCAGAGAAACCAAAAAGAUAGAAUGGACUUUGAAGCAUUUUUUAGCCAUCCUUUUCUUGAGCAAGUUCCAGUAAAAAAAUCCUGCCCGGUCCCGGUGCCCGUGUACGCCGGCUCCGCCUCUGAAGGUCCCUGUAGCAGCUCUCCAUCCUGUCGCUUCGCCUCUCCACCUUCCCUUCCAGAUGUGCAGCAUAUUCAGGAAGAAAGCUUACCCUCCCCACCGUUGGGUCCUCCCAGCUCCCUCCAGGUGUCCAAAGAUUCCGCCAGUACUAGUAGCAAGAACUCUUCUUGUGACACGGAUGACUUUGUUUUGGUUCCACACAACACCUCGUCAGACCACUCAUAUGAUAUGCUGAUGGGCACUGCUGGCAGACGUGCUUCUAAUGAGUUCUUGGUGUGUGGAGGGCAGUGUCAGCCCACUGUGUCCCCUCACAGCGCAGCCACCCCCAUUCCCGUCCCUACUCAGAUAAGGAACUACCAGCGCAUAGAGCAGAGCCUCACCUCCACUGCCCCCUCUGGCACAAAUCUGCAUGGCUCUCCAAGAUCUGCGGCGGUACGAAGGUCUAACACCAGCCCCAUGGGCUUCCCCCGGCUGGGAUCCUGCUCGCCGGUGCCGGCAGACGCAGUACAGGCGGUCGGACGAAGACUCUCCACGGGGUCUUCCAGGCCUUACUCACCUUCCCCUUCGGUUGGCACCAUUCCUGAGCAGUUUAGUCAGUGCUGCUGUGGGCAUCCUCAGGGCCAGGAAUCCAGGAGCAGGAACUGGUCAGGCUCUCCCGUGCCGCAGCCUCCGUCGCCCCAGCCACUCUUGUUGGGUGCUAGACUGCAGAGCGCCUCCACCCUCACUGACAUCUACCAGAGCAAGCAGAAGCUCAGAAAGCAGCACUCGGACCCCGUGUGCCCGUCCCACGCCGGGGCUGGGUGCAGCUGCUCCCCCCAGCCCAGUCGGCCCGGCAGCCUUGGGACCUCUCCCACCAAGCACGCGGGGUCCUCCCCGCGGAGUUCCGACUGGUUCUUCAAAACUCCAUUACCAACAAUCAUUGGCUCCCCUACUAAGACCACGGCUCCUUUCAAAAUCCCGAAAACGCAAGCGUCUUCCAACCUGCCAGCCUUGGCCACUCGCCGCGGGCCUUCUGAGGGGCAGUUGAAGGAUGGGAGUGACCCACGGGGAUGCUCUCACUGUCUCUCAGUACAAGGAGGGGAGAGGCACAAGUCCGAGCAGCAGGUCAGAGCAGCGUUUGGCAGAUCUGUCAGUACUGGGAAAUUAUCAGAUCAACCAGUAAAAACACCUUUAGGUGGACAUCAGGGCAGCACGGACAGUUUAAAUACAGAACGACCAAUGGAUAUAGCCCCUGCAGGAGCCUGUGGUGUUGCACGGGCUCCUUCUGUGGGAACAGCAGCGAGUCCCAGGGCUGUGCUGUUCACGGUAGGGUCUCCUCCACACAGGGCUGCGACCCCCGCUUGUACCCACAUAGUCCUUCGGACAAGAACCACCUCAGGGGGCUCCAGCGGCUCCGGAGGCUCCCUGGGCUCCACCGGGGGCCGUGUGUCUGGGGGCUCCCUGCCUGGGCUGUGCUCGGGGUCUCCCCCUCUGGGAGCAGAGGCAGCUCCCAGCCUGAGACACGCGCCUUGUGGUGCUUCACCCCCCAGCCUGGAGGGGCUCGUCGCCUUUGAAGCCCCUGAACUGCCCGAGGAGACGCUGAUGGAGCGAGAGCACACAGACACCUUCCGCCACCUGAACGCAAUGCUGUUGUUCACGGAGUGUGUGCUGGACCUGACGGCCGUGCGCGGGGGAGACACAGGGCUCUGCGCGUCCGCGGUCUCCUUGUACCAGAUCCAGGAGAGCGCGGUGGUGGACCAGAUCAGCCAGCUGAGCAAAGACUGGGGGCGGGUGGAACAGCUGGUGUUAUACAUGAAGGCCGCACAGCUGCUGGCAGCCUCUCUGCAUCUCGCCAAAGAGCAGAUCAAGUCCGGGAAGCUGAGCCCGUCCACGGGUGUGAAACAAGUUGUCAAAAAUCUGAAUGAACGAUAUAAAUUCUGCAUCAGCAUGUGCAAGAAACUUACAGAAAAGCUGAAUCGCUUCUUCUCUGACAAACAGAGAUUUAUUGAUGAAAUCAACAGCGUAACAGCAGAGAAACUCAUCUAUAAUUGUGCUGUAGAAAUGGUAACCCUUUUUAAGGUUCAGGCUGCAGCCCUGGAUGAGAUGUUCCAGCAGACUGAAGAUAUUGUUUAUCGCUAUCAUAAGGCAGCCCUUCUUUUGGAAGGCUUAACUAAGAUUCUCCAGGACCCGGCAGAUAUUGAAAAUGUACACAAAUAUAAAUCUCGUAUUGAAAGGAGAUUGUCGGCACUCUGCUACAGCACCUCAACCUUGUGAGCAACAGCAGGCCUGCCCCCAGGACUAGUGGUGGGUGUGAGGCGAUGCCUUUGGGAGCACAGCUUGGAUCCUGUCGCCCCACCCCCAGGAAACUGUAGGUUCCUACACGGUGACCACCAAAGAGCAAGCAGUGAUUUCAAAAAGGAAAAACAACCCCAGAACUACCUGCCUUAUCAGAGAAGUCACCCCUUCCCUUUUUCUUUGUAGAAGCAGAAACAAGAGUAUUCCACUUGGCUUUCAGUUUGAACUUGGAUGAAACAGGUUCACAGUGAGGAAGUGCUUGGUCUGCAGUCAGUACCUAGGGGAGUGGCCGGGCUGUGCUUUGUGACCUCCAAGUGCAUUCUUCUGCUUCUUGUACGACAAAGGUCAGGUGAUAGGAGGUAUGUGUGAGACCGUGAAGUCUGAACAGCAGAGAAGAACAAACUGUAAACUCGUGAUUAAUGGUUCUGAUUAUAUUUCCAUUAUCAAGGCCAAUUGUUUUAAGAGAUUUUGCCUUGAUUAUAGCAAUAAUAAACAAAUGCUUUAUGUUUCCACGUG
Molecule: messenger RNA, 3702 nt
Organism: Lagenorhynchus albirostris (white-beaked dolphin)
Lineage: Eukaryota; Metazoa; Chordata; Mammalia; Artiodactyla; Delphinidae
Gene: ULK2
Product: unc-51 like autophagy activating kinase 2
Exons: 28
Coding region: 40-3165 (1041 amino acids)
Biological process (GO): positive regulation of autophagy; autophagosome organization; protein autophosphorylation
Cellular component (GO): autophagosome; cytoplasm
Molecular function (GO): ATP binding; protein serine/threonine kinase activity
Source: RefSeq, a predicted model, not a curated record